ACAGUGUUGAAGAAAGUCCUUCAAAACAUUUGGCAAAGGAAAUUGAAAAAGAUCCUAGUAACCCUUUUGUUGCAUUUGGAUUACCAAGUAAGAAUGACUCAGAUGAACCUUAUUGUUCCAGUUCAGAUGAAUCAAGUGAUGACUACUAUCUUGAACUAAAUGAAAAGGAAUAUAUUUAUGAAUGGUUUACAGGACAAGGAGUCAAAGAAUCUACAUUAAGUGAUGGUGCAAAUAAGGAAAUGAUUGAACUUGAAUCAUUAAAAAUCAUUUUUGAAAACAUUAGAAAUGAAUUUAUUCCCUACCAAUUAUCUAAUAAUGAUAUUGUACGAUAUUAUACAAUAGCAAAGACUGCAAAUCAAAAUUUUCAAAACUGUAAGCCAUUGCUAAGAAAAUGGCAAAAAUAA
This is a messenger RNA of Funneliformis mosseae, 404 nucleotides long. NCBI's taxonomy places the organism in Eukaryota, Fungi, Glomeromycota, Glomeromycetes, Glomerales, Glomeraceae. The record is from the annotation of a GenBank genome assembly.